UUCCUCUGUCCUGUCUUUGUGGGUAUUUGCUGCUGAGGAGAAGAGGACGAAGGAAAACCUUAUUCCUGAACCUGACUGUGUGCUUUGACUGGUUAAAGGUGUUAGGAAAAUGCCAGGCUUGUGUCAGCCCCUUGGACCCUCCAGCUGUGCAGGGAGGCUCUGACUGCCCAAGGGUGCUGAGAACACUCAGGAAAGUCCAUCAGUGGCAUGGAGUGAACAGGCUUUACAAGGAAGCAGGAACAUGGAGAUCUCCCUCAGGAACUUCCUCCUCCAGUUCAUCUUCUUGGGGGCAGUGAGGGACCUCACGAGGUCGGAAGCGCGCGUGGCCUCCGUGCCGGGCGCGGCGGCGGCGGCCAAGGCGGCGGCAGUGUCGGGCACCCGCAGGGACACGGCGUUGACGUUCACAAAGGGUGGGAUCACCUUUCUCUGGACCUCAGGACCUUAACUCCUGUCCCUCCAAGGAGUCUGCCAAGACCAUGUCCCAAACCACAGGGCGGAUAUGAUUCAAACAUUUGUCUGCCAGCAACAGAGGAAAGAGUGUUUAGUGCCUCGGGCAAUGCUCCCAGUCCCCCCGGCAGCCACCGAACGGCGCAACAAAUCGAAUUAGUAACAAUACAAGAAUCAUUAAAUAACGUCGGUAAUGAAUCGCAGACGUCACUGUGCUGCUUUUCACCAGCAACAAAAACCUCAGUGGCUACUGUAUCCCAUCAGGACCUGCCCAGGGAGGGCGAGCUGGUGUUGAGUGAGGAAAAGCUGAGCUGUGAACACUCCUGGUAUUACUUUGAAAUCAGUCACCACAUUACUCUCAGCCAGCUCCACACAGAGCAGGAUUAUCCAUCCAGGUCCCGGCUCUGACAGGGCUGUGAGUGGAGGCCACGGGGGCUUGUGCUUCCUCCACUGACCCACUCUUCCUCCUCUGGCUGCCGCUGCCCCUUGCCUGAGAUGGGGUGUCUGUGGAAUACCGGGCAGGACACAACCCAGCAGCCUUGCUGCCAGCCUGCUGUGCUCUGGGGACACGUAAAUCUGCUGAAUGGUUCCUGUGUGAGCCCGCGCAGAGCCCAACAGAGCGACGCUGCCUAAUUGGAGCUUUUAAUGCGCCGUGGAGCUGGUGCGGGUUAGAGCAGCCGCCGGGGCCGGAGGAUGCUUAGGACCCAGGGGAAGCGCUGUGGAGCCUGGCUGGGCUUGGAACGGCUCCUGCCUCCCCGGCCAGCACUUCUCAGGUGUCCUGGUACACGGAGCUGUGCGAGGCGAGCGGGGCCCUCCGGCAGCUGCCCCCGGCCGCCUCCGCGCCCAUGCCCGGCUCUGCCUGGGCACCCAUGCGCUGGCCCGGGGACCCCUGUGCACCAUGAAUGACCAGUACCACCGAGCCGCCCGCGACGGCUACCUGGACCUGCUGAAGGAAGCCACCAAGAAGGACCUGAACUCGCCAGACGAGGAUGGCAUGACCCCGACGCUGUGGGCUGCCUACCACGGCAACCUGGACGCCCUGCGGCUCAUUGUCAGCAGAGGGGGUGAUCCAGACAAAUGUGACAUCUGGGGGAACACCCCCCUCCACCUGGCAGCAGCCAACGGCCACCUGAACUGCCUCUCCUUCCUCAUCUCCUUUGGGGCCAACAUCUGGUGCCUGGACAAUGACUACCACACGCCCCUGGACAUGGCAGCCAUGAAGGGGCACAUGGAGUGCGUGCGGUACCUGGACUCGAUCGCUGCCAAGCAGAGCAGCCUCAACCCCAAGCUGGUGAGCAAACUGAAGGACAAGGCCUUUCGGGACGCAGAGCGGAGGAUUAAGGACUGUGUGAAGCUGCAGAAGAAGCACCACGAGAGGAUGGAGAAACGGUACAGAAAGGAGAUGUCAGAUAAUUCGGAUACCAUGAGCUUUUCCAGCUAUUCAAGCAGCACCUUGAGCAAGAAGUUCCAGCACAUGUCCAUGGUGACUUCCCUGCCAUACUCACAAGCCACCAUCCACGGCACGGCCAAGGGAAAGACAAAAAUACAAAAGAAAUUAGAGAAGAAGAAGCAGGUGGACGGGACGUUCAAGAUCUACGAGGACGGGAGGAAAAGCGUGCGGUCUCUCUCUGGCCUGCAGCUGGGCAACGACGUCAUGUUCGUGAAGCAGGGCACGUACGCCAGCCCCAAGGAGUGGACGCGCCGCAACAUCCGGGACAUGUUCCUGGCGGACGACGACACCGUCUCCCGUGCCAUAAGCGACCCGGGCCUGCACAUGGACUCGGCCCACUCGGAGGUCAGCACCGACUCCGGACACGACUCCUUGUUCAACCGCCCCGGGCUGGGCACCAUGGUGUUCCGGCGCAACUACGUCAGCAGCGGGCUCUUCGGGAUCGGCCGCGAGGACGGCGCCGCGCCGGGGGAGGACGGCGCCGACGGGACGGGCGUCAGACUGCGGAGCCGCCUGCAGCGCUCGCCAAGUCUCAACGACAGCAUUGGCAGUGCCAACAGCCUGCAGGAGAGGAACGCCGAGGAGCUGCCCUGGGACGAGGUGGAGCUGGGCUUAGACGACGACGACGAACCGGACACCAGCCCCUUGGAAACUUUUCUGGCUUCCCUGCACAUGUUUGAGUUCAUCUCCAUCCUGAAGAAGGAAAAGAUUGACUUGGAAGCCCUCAUGCUGUGUUCAGACAAUGACCUGAAGAGCAUCAAUAUCCCACUGGGCCCCAGGAAAAAGAUUGUGGAUGCCAUCCAGAGGAGACGACAAACGCUGGAGAAGCCGGAUGUCAUUGUAGACACUGAACUAUAGCAGCAGCAAUUUUUUUUUUUUUUUUUAAUGCUCGAGAAACAAACCCAGUUCUAAGUUGCCAGAAAACACAAGCCAGAGACUCCCUUCCUGGGGCAGCUGAGAGCUACAGCCAUCCCCACCAGUCCCAUGGGACUGCUCCCUUGCUCUGCUCCCUGUCUGUGCAAUGCUCCCGGGCAGUUCCUGGCACGGAGGGACAACAGCCAAGAUUGGACCAGGCAGCUCCAACCAGCCAGCCUGCAAGGGACCGUGGUCUCCCACUCGCUGGAAGAAGGAGUGAGCUGCACAGAUGGCUGGGACGCUGCUGUCACAGGCUGUGAGACCACACCAAGCCAUGAACAGAAGGAGAUAACGUGAUAUUUUCAAAGGGACCCAAAAUAAAUAAUUACAAUCCA
Messenger RNA from Prinia subflava (tawny-flanked prinia), 3147 nucleotides. RefSeq names its product USH1 protein network component sans (gene USH1G). Gene Ontology annotation, biological process: sensory perception of sound; sensory perception of light stimulus; equilibrioception. Lineage: Eukaryota; Metazoa; Chordata; Aves; Passeriformes; Cisticolidae. The transcript has 9 exons. The coding region runs from base 1346 to 2755 and encodes 469 amino acids. The record is from RefSeq and is a predicted model, not a curated record. Gene Ontology annotation, molecular function: protein binding.